CCGAUACUGCGAAACCACCACGAUUCUCAUUUUUGUAAUCACGUCCGAUUUAUGAUCAAGAGAGAAGUCGCAAAAUUCCAGAGUUGAAUUUCAAGCAUUCCACCACGUCGCCACUGCACGAAGUGUUAACACAAAAGCAUUCGACCGAAAGAUGACACCCAACUUUUUGCGUUUGGUCCGCCUUCUUCUGUGUCUCGAUGCUGCAGCUCGCGCCUUGUCGUUCGGCAACCACGACGAAGUCCGCCGGAGCAGAAACCCUCUCGGAAACACGGGAUCGUCCGCCACAACCAAUCUAUACGCAGAAGGAUCGGGGAAAUGCCACCGGGAGGAGCACCGCGUAUCGAGGCGGGACGCCAUCGCCGCUACAGUAAAAGCAGCAUCUCUGACAACCGGAAUGGCAACGGCCGAGGUAACGUGGAGAUCCUUGGUCGAGGAUGCUUGCCUUGCACACGCUGUGGGGACACCAAACAGCGCGGAUGCAUCCUUUCUUCCUCCCGGGACGCUCCGGACCAUCGAGGCCGGGAAGGCUGCUAUCAUCAACGACUGGCUGUCGCCUGAGGAAACCAAAGCACUGUGUCAAGAUGCCAGAGACUGUUUCCGUGGCGGACAUUUUACCAACUUCAUCUUGUCACGAAAUCCCAAAAAGGCCGACAGGUUCGCAAACGACCGUUGGAUCAUGCCUUCGUUUGCCUCUUCCCAGGGAAUCAGAGAUGGUCCCUUCGUUGACUCUGCCGUGGGAAAUCUGCAGGUGAGGGAAUCCCUCAGGAGAAAAAUGGCGGCCGUAAAGGCCGCUCUGGCCAACGGAUUGACCGAUCGACCAACCCUCUCGAACGAUGUGGCUCAGACCCACGAGAUGGAAUACCUGAGAUACGGGGAGGGUGCUCUUCUGAAUCGGCACACCGACGAGCACCACCUGGAACUCAAGCGCGCCCACGGAUCCCGGUUGCCACUCAAGAAGAACGCCUCCCGGAGGUCCGUCACCUGGCUGGUCUAUCUGAACGACGAUUGGACGCCGGAGGACGGGGGCCAGCUGAGGCUCCACGAACGUGCCAGCGACUCGAUCGUUCCGGUCGGCGCCCGCAACGCGAACGAUCUGCAGGUUGGAUGGCUCCGGGAAAUUCCCGAAACGGGAAAGGGCGAGCAGCCCGUCUUUCUGAAUCCCUUUUGUCGAAAACGAGACGGCAGCAUGGACGAAAACGAAUCUUGCAUGCUCUACACCUUUGACGACAACAGCGGCGAGAACAAGAGGAGGGAGCUCUCGAAACAGCCCUUUCCCAAUGCCGCCCUGUACCUGGGGGGAGGCGACAAGCUGGCACGCAACUUUAUGGUGGAUGAUCCAGAAGACAGAAAGCGCUUCCACCUGAUCGAUGCCCCCAAGAGCCUCGUCUCCGAGCUGGCCAAGACCGAARCGCCCCCGGAGGGAGAGGACGGUGGAGAACGAAUCCAUGACAUUCUCCCGAGGGCCGGAACACUCGUCCUCUUUGAUAGCGUCUCCCUUCCCCACGAAGUGCUCAGGACCAACCGAGAACGCUUUGGGGUUCAGGGUUGGUUCCACGAAACAAUCCAACAACAAACACAACAAUGACGUUGCGGACGAAACAGGUCCGAAAACGAUUGGUCGAAACCACGUAGAACACAUUAAUCAUAGGGUGGUUCUGGGUUGGUUUGCGUUUUUGGCAUAUCCUCGAGCUUUCCGUGGAUACAUAUGGUAGCGAUAGUAGUAUGAUAGAAUAGAUCUGGCAUUAUAUA
Molecule: messenger RNA, 1749 nt
Organism: Pseudo-nitzschia multistriata
Lineage: Eukaryota; Bacillariophyta; Bacillariophyceae; Bacillariales; Bacillariaceae
Source: the annotation of a GenBank genome assembly